Molecule: messenger RNA, 2178 nt
Organism: Ruditapes philippinarum (Manila clam)
Lineage: Eukaryota; Metazoa; Mollusca; Bivalvia; Venerida; Veneridae
Exons: 2
Coding region: 225-1751 (508 amino acids)
Biological process (GO): signal transduction
Source: RefSeq, a predicted model, not a curated record
CGCGCCCACCCAUAAUACCUUGCGGGCGUUACGGUCCUGACGUCAAGUUAAUGUCCGUCACGUGACAAGGAUAUAAAAAGUGCAAUGACAGUUAAACAGGCAUUAGAUUUUUCAAUUACAAGUGUUACGAAUCAGUUAAGAUAAACUGAAGACAACAUCAGUUGGAGAUAGACACCAUAAGACACCAUUUAUACUAAAGGAAUUAUUUAUUUCACAUACGAAAGAUGUCUCAUGCCAGGAGAAAAUACGUAGAAGUUCCUAUGAUAAUUGAGGGAAACCUCAAAUACGUAAAGGGAGUCUCAAAAUACACAACAUGCGGUGACGUCAUCAAAAUGAUAUUGAAGAAAACCGACGAAGGCAAAGAAAAUGGAACUCCGGAAGCUUUCGGAAUCUACGAGUCUUCACGAGGCAUUGAACGUCUGCUUCCCGCCAAAAGCCGCGUGCUAAAAGUUAUGCGCUCGUGGGGCAUGGAUGCUGAUUAUGAAUUUGUAUUCCGUAAAGUGAACACGGCGUUUGUCGCCCCAAAAAUAUCAGAAGCUAAAAGAAGGAAACUGACCAACAGGCAAAGAACAACAAAUAAAUACGAAAAUGUCGCAAAGCUUGCAGGACUUGUACAUUCACAGAAAACUAGACUCAGUAAACACAGUGGUAACAAUGAAUUUGUGAAAGAAAUAUAUUUUAAUGACUCUGAUAGUAGUAUGGAUGAGUUUAUUUCUCACGUCGACAAAAGUAACAUGAACGGAUUUCUAAAUUUCUGCGGUGCUGUUUCAGCGGAAGAGAUUAACAAAUUGUCGUCUGUAAGCCAGCUUGAGAUGAGCAGAAACGUGACCGGACAAUCGGAUGAUUGUGGAUUUGUACGUGGUAAAGAUGUUACAUGCACCUUACAACACAACGUUAAUGACGUGAAAUAUGCCGUUAGAAAAACACUGAAAACCAAAACAUGUACUAUAUCUGACCUCAGUACUAAAAGAAAUAAUCUCGGAGCUGAAAUUCACGCGACACCAAAUCGAAAAGCAGCAAAGGAACAAAGCAGGGCUAUGAAACGUCACGACAAAUUCGCCAAUGAAAUUGCUACAAAAGUUGCUAAAAUGGACCAGAGAGAAGGUAAAGAAGCGUUGUUGCAGAAGUACUUCGCCGACUACAUAGCAUAUCGUUCACCAGGACACAAAUAUCGUGACACAAGAUUCCGAGAACAAGGUGAUGGCGCGGAAUCUACGACUGUAUACCCCGCUCAACGAAAUGUAACCGGUUGUGAGUUCGAGACAGUAACACCAAAGCGAAGCAUCUCGCGGUCAUCUCUCACAUUCAAUGAAAGUGACACGAGCAGCGAUUCCGGCCAGGAGGACGAUAUGUUGAACUUCGAUACAGCGUUCAUCUCUGACGUCACGAAAGUUGACACCGGAUAUAAAGUACCUCACGCUAGCCCUAACUCCCAUCUUGACAAUUCUCUACACGAAGAAGUAGACUUAAAUACUGCAUGUGUAGGCAAGUUAGUAGACUAUAGUUUGAGCGAAGAAGAUUCUGUACUUGCUGACCCAAGUGACAUCAGUUCUAUAAGUACAGUUAGCGAACAUAUCGUACAUAAUGUGAGCAGCGUCUCUGAUAUUGUUAAAGCUAUUUUUAACGAGAACCGAGAGGUCAGCGAAGAUGACGAAAUGGAGAGUUUUAUGAAGACGAAACUUUGGGACGAAUUCUCCGAUGAGGGCCUCAGUUCUUUAGGCAGUGAAGAUGAAAAGGAGAUACUUGUUUAAAAUCAGACACUUAUUCACUGAUGAAAACGGAAAAUAUGUACUCAAAUGAAAAAUAGAAAACUGUUAAAAGAUCAUAUCUUUUCUUAGACAAUAACUCCUUGUGUAUAAGUCUAAGCAUAGCUAGUAAAAGACAAUCCAAAUGGACGUGUCUUCCAAAAGACCAUUGCUUAUUUGUGUAUACUUUGUGUAUUACCAUUUUGAUAUAAUGGCCGCCGUUUCUCUAAAUCACUUGCUUUCAAUUCUUUUUUGUAUAAAGACUCAUUGCUUUUAUCAUUUCUGUAAAUAUGUGGUUUUUGAAACCUGGAGUGUGCUAUAGUUGUGUUUUAAACUAUUGUUAUGAUUGCUAUGGAAACAUAAUUUUUGUUUUUUGUGCAUAUGAUUUGUUAUUGAUAAGUUAAACGUUUUGAAAAUGUGCAAUAAAAUGUUU